Telopea speciosissima is the source of this 1059-nucleotide messenger RNA. Its product is annotated as probable RNA methyltransferase At5g51130. Lineage: Eukaryota; Viridiplantae; Streptophyta; Magnoliopsida; Proteales; Proteaceae. The transcript has 9 exons. Gene Ontology annotation, biological process: snRNA modification. The record is from RefSeq and is a predicted model, not a curated record. Gene Ontology annotation, molecular function: RNA methyltransferase activity; O-methyltransferase activity; snRNA binding. Bases 89 to 997 code for a protein of 302 amino acids.
UUCUGUUCAGUGUUAGCUCUUUCGUAGUCUUUGCCCCUCUCCUUCCCAAUCAAAGAAACUCUUGGCACCCUUGUUUGAGUUUCGUUCUAUGAAAACUAAAGAGGAAAGAAAUCAAGACGACAUGGUGGAGGUGGAGCAGGAGGUGGAGGACAACAAUGAAAAGGUUGAUGAGACACAGAGUAAAACGAAAAAGCGCAAACGUAAAGAGGUCGCUAUUUUCGGAAAUUACAGAAACUACUAUGGCUACCGCACUGGGGACUUGAAGGAAGAUCCUAGACUGAUGGUGCUAAAGAAGGAAUGGUUUGAAGGCAAGGACUGCCUUGACAUCGGCUGCAAUCAGGGUCUGAUAACUAUCAGUAUCGCCAAGAAGUUCUUUUGCCGAAGCAUAUGUGGAAUAGACAUUGAUGCACAUCUGGUUGAGACUGCAAAUUGGAACCUUAGAAGGAUUGCCAAAAUGGACAAGGCUAGUUGUGGAUCUUCCGAUGCUAACAGAUCCAAGCUUUCUGAGGGAGUGAAUGGUUUAGAGCAUAACAUUACUGCAUCUUUAAAUGAGGAAAAGACGAAUCUUGUAAGAGACUCGAAUCCUUUGCAGGAGCCAAAUCUUUUUGAUGUAGUCUGUUUCCGGAAGGAAAAUUUUAUUAGUAGCUGGCGUAGCUGCUCAGAGGCAUAUGAUACAAUUCUUUGUUUAAGUGUGACAAAAUGGGUUCAUCUGAACUGGGGCGAUGAUGGAUUGAUUACUUUAUUUACAAAGAUCUGGAGACUUCUUCGUCCGGGUGGCAUUCUUGUGUUGGAAGCACAAAAUUGGAAAUCAUAUAAAAGCAAUCAUCAGGUGUCUGAGAUUGCGACAUUCAAUUUUCAUAAUGUUUUGAUCCCUCCAUCCCAUUUUCAGGAAAUACUUCUAGACAAGAUUGGAUUUAGGACAGUGGAGAACAUAACUGCCAGUUUACCAGGCAGUACGGGAGGAUUCAACAGACCCAUUUUCGUGUUUUGCAAGUGAUUCAUUUGGGGGGAUUGGGGGGGUACUGUGAAUCACCUUUUUCUGGACUGAGAACAAAAGUG